Molecule: messenger RNA, 1917 nt
Organism: Fusarium oxysporum Fo47
Lineage: Eukaryota; Fungi; Ascomycota; Sordariomycetes; Hypocreales; Nectriaceae
Product: Myb/SANT-like DNA-binding domain-containing protein
Exons: 2
Coding region: 203-1444 (413 amino acids)
Source: RefSeq, a predicted model, not a curated record
CGACUGGGCGAGCUAACACUAAGGUUUGGUUUAGAAUUGGUUCCCAUCGUUUUUGAUCCAGGUCAGGUCUUGUCAAGACUGUACCAAUACACGACUUUGUUGUUGGAGCAUUUGCUUCGGCUUCAGCCUCAGCCUCCCACAAAAAGCCACGAGGGGGCUUUUUUUUAUUCUUCCCUCCUUUCUCCCCCCACCUUCUAGAACAAUGUCCGACGAAGACGCCGAUGUCCUCGGCCCAGACGGCCAGCCCCCAGCUCGAGUCGACCGCGAUCGAAGAGCUCCGCGCUUCAGCUGGACUCCCGCAUACGAAGCGACCUUCUUCCGAAGUCUCUGCGAGAGCGUCCAGCUUGGUCUCCGUGAGAACUCCUCCUUUAAAGCAGAGGCCUGGGAGCGCGCUGCUCUGGCUCUGCAGGAGAGCCAUGGCGCCUACCCAGCGAAAAGCCACCUGAUCAACAAGAGUGACAACGCGAGAAAACGAUUCCGGUUAUGGAGAGGUCUUCGUGAGGACCCCGAGUUUGUUUACAAUCCGGUUGCGAGAACGGUUACUGCUACGGAGGAGGCGUGGACCGCCCAUAUCGAGAGGGAACCGCUGUCUAGGGCGUUGCGCGGCCGACCCUUUGAUCAUGAAGACUUUAUGGAAGUCCUUUAUCCAGACGUCAUCGGCUCGGGCGGCGCUCCCAAACGUAUAAUGAAACCACGGAGACGAACAGAUGGCCCCAUGACCGAUGACCCCGAUAUGCCGGGCACCGGUAUACUCAAUUUGACAAGCGAUCCUCCACCUCGACCUCCUGGCCUCGAGAGCCCGAACUCGCGACCCAUGUUGACUCAAACUCCCACUACAUCCUCCACUGGGUCGGCGACCCAGCCGCGACCGACGUCUACUACAAUUCCUCCACGCGGACCGCCGACUGUAGCAAAUGCUAAUGCUCUAACCCCGCCCGACGAGACUAUUACACAGAGCCGCAAGCGACAGUUGCCCACUUCAAGCACCCCGAACAUGUUCGAAUCGACGCCACCUGCUACUACUAUUCCUAUGGGUCAGUCGGCCCCCGAAUCUCCUGGUAAGCGUCGCCGUACUUCGUCCAACGAUGGUUCUCGUGCUCUUUCAACGUCUGUUCUCAACUCCUCCAUGCUGCCAUUGGCUGUGCGUGAUGGUCCGAGUGCUGGGUCUCCUUCCCAGGCGGAUAGCCAGAAUACCAACGGGACCAACGGGCCUGUUAUGGAGGAGAUUGUCGAGGCUGUACGAUCUCGAAAUACUCUGCGCUGGCAAGAGGAAGCGCUGGACAUAUUUUUCCGUGACUUUGCAGAUGAGGAUCUUGAUCUGCAGGUCAAGAUCUCUGAGGGCGUACUCAUCAAUGAGUGCAAAGCUAUGGUGUUUUGCAAGAUGCCCAGCCGCGUGCGACAGCACUGGGUAAAGCGUUUCAAAGAAACUCCUCUCCGGCAGUAGUAUGUCGAGCCUUGCAACUUGUUUCUCAGGCAUCUAUAGACCGAUACCUGUGAAAGCAUCAAGGACGGGGGUGAUGGAUCAUUGACCUCGAGGCAUCAACACCAAACACAACAAUCUAAGGAAACAAAAGACACAUAUCCACAGCAAUCAGGGCAGGAGUGAUAAAAGAAAUCCGAGAGAGUAUGGUCUGGCGCUUAUUGGGUCGUGUUGAAGAUACCAAGGGUUACGGAUAUGAAAGCGACAUGGCGUUCUAUUUGGGCAAAAACAUCUAUCUGUUUUCUUGCUUUUUGUUUCUGCUUUUUCAUGUUUGAGGAGUUGCAUUUAGCGGGACAUUUAGGAACGGGUGAUAGUUAUGUGAAAGGACGGGAUUGUUAGGGGUUAUGGAGCUGAUGGUGGGUUGAUGAAGCGUACUUUGUCAUGUCUUUUUUUUUGUUGAUACCUAAUAUAUAUAAUUCUCACCUCUUGCUACUCUA